UCGACUUCUGUCAACCUUCCCAUGACAACCCGAAACAUGUCUGCCUCCAUAAGACUAUAGCUCAGCGACUUCGGAAGUUGGUUUAAACCGUGAAAAAUUAACGAGGUUUAAGAUAAAAGGCACAGAUAGAGAGUUUAACUUAUCUCGAUGGAUGAUAGCCUGGAAUCUGUUAAUUACAUGUGUAUAUGAGGGGAAAAUUCGUACAGCAUGGUAACGAAAUGAUAAACAAGUUUUGAACUCGGACAAGUUCCACCAACGGCUUGACGAUGAGUGGUACGUCUUCGGUCAUGUCGGACGUACCGAGGUACCAGGUCGGACGAUCGGACAGCUCUGCGAGCAGUCUGUCCAUGCACCCAUUUGGAUUUGAUUCAAAGACAAAAUACGAUGCUAACGAAUCGCUCAUUUCUAUAAGAAGUAACAAUUUCUCCAAAAAGCGAUUAGAACAGGACGAUGACAUUUGGAAACGCCCACCUCCAGACUUCCGGCCUCAGAAGUUUGCGCCAAAUCCGCCGAAACGAAACUCCAGAGAAUCCAUGCAACCAUGGCGGUAUGGGACAUUUCCUGGUGAACAUGUGUUUGUUAAGAAACCUACAUCAAAAGUAAUUCCUAAAAUUCUAAUGCCCAAAAUGGCACCCGAAGGACGAAUAAUCACCCAAUUUCAUAUAGACCGACCAUUUACAGCUAAGAAGAAAUUCGUAAGGGAGGGCAUGUUCAAACCGGAAAUGUAUGUAAAUCCAACAGAGCAUGAUUUUAGAGGGUAUCCGCCGAUCAAAAAGUUCGGAUUACCGGAGUUUACAACUUACGAUGAACCGGAUCCGUUUGAUUUAUACUUCAACACUGAGAGACUUAAUAUUAUUCACGGCGAACCACUUGAUAGAGCCGCUGACCGGAAUAUCAAAGGCCUGCAAAUGGCGCCCCCUGUACAUAUGCUGCCAAAAUGGGAAAGAGAGUUAAUUUUGGACCAGGAGCCAUUUCCAACCAAGCCUGGCGAGUUCAACCGACACCGUUUACGGUUCAGACCAGCACGCAGUGCGUUCAUGGAGAGAGUGACGCGAACCCUGGAUAUGAAUUGGGCUAAAGAACGACUAGACAAUGCACUGGAACAAGCGCAAAGCUGAGGACCAUCACUCUCUACAGACAAAAUAAGGAUUCUAUAACAUGUCUUCUCUCUAAUAACGUAAGAUAAAAUGGAAUAGCAGUGUUGUAAGGCACCCCUCCUGUAAUUUCAUCCCAAUCGCACAUUGUCGGUAUUUAUCGGAAUAAGCCGGAAAUCCACGAAGACGUCCGAUUGAAUUUUAUUCAGUAAAAUGCUUACGACCACUGGCUUCAAUGAUAGAAAUCAUAAUUUUAGAUUCAAAUUAUUUUAUUUGUUAGAUAGAAAAUACAAUUAGAUAUUCAAAGAUCAAACCAUGAACAGACUGGUAAAACAUUUACAUAACAAACGAAAUAUAGGACAUAUCUUACAAAAGCCUUUUCCCCGAAAGAUUGGAAUUUAAAACAUGGUACCACAGGAUAUUUCUGGAAUUGGCAGGCAUUAUAUGAUACGUUAUUUAUAGAAUUGUUUCUCUAACUACCUGCUCAAUUUCAGAAUUAAAAUUAUUGACCUGCGUGAAAACUUUCGAAUUAACCUUUGGUCUUUACCUUCGUAACAGUAUUACUAUUCCUGAUGGUGUGGUGUCUAAACCUAUUUAAAAGAGUAAACAAAUGCGUGAUGUUUAUUUAUAUGACUAAUAUUUCUUUAAAAGAAUGUGAUGACCCAAUUUCGUUUUUUAUAAAAUAUUUGUGAUAGUAUGGGCAUAUUGUUUAUCCACAUGGACAUGACACAUACUUCCAAUACGGACGGCGGGGUUGGGAAUUGUCCAAGUCUAUGUGUAAUUAUUUCCUUUCAAUGUGCUAAGUAUGUAAAUGUGUUCAUUUUGUAUAUUUUUACGUUGUGUAGAUCCUCUGGGCAAAAUUAUCUGUGAUAUCAAUGAGGGACGGAAGCCCUGGAUGUUUACUGCUUAAAUUAUAACCACGAUUGUAACUUCCCACAGGACUUGUAUUUAAAAUAUCUUCCCUGAAUUCUCGAAUAAAUAACGGUCAUAGCGUAAACCAAACAUAUGCACGUACAUAUCAAUUAUGUAAAAUGUUGACUAUUUUUAAUCGCUUUCAAUUUGACUCCAACGCAACCCACAACAACUGCAUACACAAGUCUAUACUCAUGUAUAUUUCAUCCGGCUUUUAGCAACGAACAUUUUAUAUUGUAUUCUCUAAUGAUUUAUUGAAUUUUCGAAUGAAUUAUUGAUAACGUCAUAGCAGCUGCACACACCAACACACAUUUGAUAUUAGGCACAUCCGGAAAACUUUCGCCGAUAAAUAGGUUUAUUGAUUAUACAGUGUGGUUAUUUUGUACCUUCAUCUAAAAAGAGUUACAUUGUCAACCAUAGCAGAUCAAUAAGUACCUACUGAAUAAGCGUUCAGUACCAUAUUUAUUCUAAUCAAAACAUAUCGAUAUAUCAAAUAUUAACCAUUUUCAUAUUCUUCAGAAAGUGUUUACAUGUUUGAAUGGUCAACAUAGUUUUUCUUUAUUGAUUAAAAAUAAACCGAAAUGUUUGUUGAUACAUUAUAGAUAUCGGUCGAAUAAUUAAUUUAAUUUCCCAUCGAUUUAGUUUCAACUUCUGCCAUAUCUAUUUCCCUGCCUUGAUUAUUUUACACAGAGCAAUCGGCUAACUUCGGCUGAAUUCGGUAGUGAAUACGGAAUCGGCCGAGUUAUGACGAAUGUCAGUCUAUCUAACUAUUGUAGAAACCGAUUCACUUUGGUUACAAGUAUAAUGCGCAUGCGUAGAAAAACACGUUACAAUGCGCAUGUCUAUUCGUCUUUGCUCAAUCACUUGGCCCGACUAUAGUAACACGACUUCGUUUGAGCAUGCGUCACCAUUUAUAGAAGCACGGCAGUGAUUGGCUGUUGUUGUUUAUAUACAUAUGUAAUCACAUUCGAUGGAAUAGCCUAACUAUUGUAAAUAGUUUACGCCCGAAGAAGGCCAGACUCCCCCUCUCGGAACACUUUCCUCCACCGGAUUCGCCCUUAUCUUCCAUUAACUUAUAGAUAGCAAACUUUCUAAAUGUAAAUGUCAAAAUGUGCUCAAAUAUGCAUGUUCACUAAAAAAUAAUUUGUAAUUUUAACACACCAUUCACAAUUCAUUACCGUUAUCUGCUAAAUUAUAUACAAUUAUGUAUACCAAUACUCCGCUGACAAUUGCUCAGUUAGUGCUAAUUAAGCAAAAUUAACCACAAAGCCUACAACUAAUUAAGUCAAAGACGACUAAUUUGAUCUUGGUGUCGCGCAAUUCCUGUUUUACUAGUUCGUCCUUGUUUUAGAGGGUUGAACUACCUUGCAACAAACAAGAUCAUAUCAGGACAGAUGUUAAGCAUCUUGACCGAAAAAGAAAGAAAAAAGAAAAAAGAAAUUAUUCAAACAAGAGAACUUGUGUCAAAGUGGCGCGAACAGGGGGUCCAGUUUAACCUUUACAAAGGCAAGAGAGGGGACAUUUCAAUUAGAUGACUGAAAUGUAUGUUCGCUGCAGAAAAUGACAAAUAGUGUAUACGGAAUUCGUUCCUUUUUAAAAAAAUGUACUGAAAGUUAGAACAGAAAAUUUCAAUGUUUACUCUUUUUGUCUAAGCGACCCUGCCUCUCAUUACGGCGUUAGAGUGCCACACGACAACGUCGUGUUGUUAUGUCGAUAGGUGUGAAAAAAAUGACAAUAAAAGUGAAUACAUACUGUGAUGUGUACUAAACCCGGAGUUAUCGUUCCUUAUAUCAGUGAAACUGCCCAACACUAUGUAAGGACGACAACUCUGAGAUGACGUUGUGGGAAUAGAAGACUGACUGACAUAGAAGAACAUCUUAUUCUAUUGGGGGUUCCACGUAAGUCGCCUCAAAAGUUCAUGUUCCGUGUUGCAGCAGGUCGUACUAUUUUAUAUCAUCUUCCAGCCGUCAUCACGCUGGAAAAUAUUACACUAGUUGAUUAAUGACUUUGGCCUUCAAGCAUAUAUGUAUUUUGCUUUUAACCUUAAUUUCUGUGUUGCCUCCGUCGCCAAUACUUUUUGUUUAAUUAUUUAUUUCGUCUAAGUACUUGUUAAUAUGAUAAUACUUGUUUGUAUUUACUCAAUAUGUAAAUGUAUGCCUCGGAUAUGGUAAGGAGGGAAUAAUAUUUUGUUACUUUUAAUACAUUUAUUUUAUUAGAAA
Pecten maximus is the source of this 4225-nucleotide messenger RNA. RefSeq lists its product as uncharacterized. The record is from RefSeq and is a predicted model, not a curated record. The transcript is spliced from 5 exons. The coding region runs from base 267 to 1118 and encodes 283 amino acids. Lineage: Eukaryota; Metazoa; Mollusca; Bivalvia; Pectinida; Pectinidae.